Messenger RNA from Monoraphidium neglectum, 1116 nucleotides. RefSeq lists its product as hypothetical. Bases 1 to 1116 code for a protein of 371 amino acids. The transcript is spliced from 5 exons. NCBI's taxonomy places the organism in Eukaryota, Viridiplantae, Chlorophyta, Chlorophyceae, Sphaeropleales, Selenastraceae. The record is from RefSeq and is a predicted model, not a curated record.
AUGUGCUGCUUGAAAGUCGUGUUUCUGGCCCUGUUACUAACGUGUAGCGCCGGAGCCAUCCCCGUGGAGGACGGGGAACAGCUGCGCGAGGCAGUGGCAAGCCUCGCCACCCCCGGGCCCAACGUGGUCUGGGAUCUCAGUGGCAGCCUCUCUAUAGCCGAGGCGGGCCCCGCGCCCACACGCGUCGCGCGCAAUGUGACGCUGCGCGGCGCGGGCCCGCCAAAUGCUACCGAGAUUAGCCUGUACGGAUGGGUGUCGAUGUGGCAGUUGGCACCGGGGGUGGUGGUCACGCUGGAGAACCUGACGCUGUCUAACUUGGCGCUGCGGCCGCCCGACGCGCCCACGCCGCCGCCGUCCAACUUGUCGGUGUUCACGUUCCCGCUCUGGUUUUUCGAAACGAACCGGUCCGUAUCUCAGCUCGUCGUGCGCGGCUGCAACCUCAUCAUACCUUAUGAUGAGUUUAUCUGCCUGCAGCACGUGUUUUUUGAAGCGUCGGUUGACAGCCCGUCGUACGUGGUCGACAUGUUCUAUUACUUUGAGCUGCUGCUGAGAGACUUCACCAACAAUGCUCAGGCGGUGCUCCGGCCGCCGGGGUCUGUCAGCAUUACGACGGGCCGCGGCCUGGGCGUGUCUCUGACUGAUGUCAAUCUGGAGUACCACCCCAACAAGUUCCCGCUGAUCUCCAAUCGCUCGCGUAUCACAUCCAGCAACCCCUGGGUGUCCGUCGGCGGCAGCAGCGCCCCGCAAGGCGGCGGCGGCGGCGGCACCCCGCUGCCGGCCUGGGCGGUCGCGCUCACCGUGCUCGCCGCCGCCCUGCUGCUGGUCGCGGUGGCGGGCGGCGCCUGGGUCGUCGCCCGCCGCGUGCUGCCGCCGCGCCGCGGCGCCGCGGGGCCCGCCGCGCCCAAGGCCGGAGCGGGCGGUGGCGCGGGGAGCAAGGGCGCGGGCAGCAUCGGGCGGAGGGGCCGGUGCCCGGCGGACAGUGAUGGCGCGCUGGAGUCUGCGAUGGAGGACGGCCUGCUGGGCCCUGCGGACGCGCCGCGGCCGCCGGCGGCGGCGCUGGCGCGCGUCCGGCGAUCAACGCUUCCGGUCAUCGGCCCGCCACGAGACAAGUGCUGA